GUCGUAACUUAAUUUGCAUUGUCCUUCACAAAGUGUUGAAUAGUUUGGCAGGCUUUCCAGAUAAACACUUUUCUCGUAAAUUCCAGGCAACGAACAGAAGAUGACGGGGACGAUUACGACCCCCAUCUACACAGGGAAGUCGAGAAACCCACCAAUAACGUUGAAACACUCAUUCAUCUGCUUAAAGGAUGCAUCGGAACAGGAAUUUUGGCCAUGCCAGAGGCUUUUAAAAGGUCUGGAAUGUCCUGUGGCAUCGUGUCGACGUUACUUAUAGGCAUCCUCACUGCUUAUGUUAUUAAUAUUUUAAUAAAAUCUCAAUAUGUAAUGUGUAAGAGACUCAAAGUUGGACUGCUAACUUAUCCAGAAUCUUUGAAAGUCGCUUGUGAAAGUGGUCCAAAAUGUUUUCACAAUUUUGCUCCAUAUGCUCCCCUGGUGGUGAACCUCUUCCUUGUCAUCUACCAACUGGGUAUCUGCUGCGUUUACGUAGUUUUUUGCAGUGCUAACGUGAAAUCGGUUGCCGAUUAUUACAUGGACGAAGAAAAACGAAUACCACUGAUAUAUUUUAUGUUCAUGUGGUUUUUGCCGUUUUUUGGUAUAAUGUGCGUAAGGAAUUUAAAGUUGCUGGCUCCAUUCUCUUGGGUUGCAAACAUCAUAACGUUGGUUACUUUUGGAGUGGUUUGCUAUUACGUUUUCCCUGGUUUACCUGAGUUUACCAAGUAUCCUCAUUUCGGGAAAAUAGAGGACUAUCCAUUGUAUUUUGGUACUACUCUUUUUGCCCUACAAGCUAUCGGUGUGGUAAUUGCUGUGGAAAACAAUAUGGCAACCCCGAAAAAAUUCCUUGGUCCUUUUGGAGUACUCAACAUCGGUAUGGGUAUUGUUACAGUAAUUUAUGUCGGCAUGGGUAUGAUGGGCUACUGGCAAUAUGGCGAAGACAUUAAAGGAUCCAUUACUUUGGCCCAAACGAUUAAUUGCAUGUAUGCAGUGGCCAUUUUUAUUUCCUAUGGAUUGCAAGGAUAUGUUCCUGUUCAAAUAUUGUGGACCAACUAUAUUUUACCGAAGUUGGAAAAUAGUAAACACAAACUGGGAUGGGAAUAUCUCCUAAGAUUUGGCUGUGUUGUUCUUACAUAUAUUGUCGCAAUUGCAAUACCAGUACUAAACAUAGUAAUAUCAUUGGUUGGUGUUUUUUGUUUGCCCCCGUUGGGCAUUAUGUUUCCUGCAAUGCUGGAAAUAUGCGUAAAAUACCCUGAUUUUGGUCCAUUGAGAUUGAGGCUGGUCAAAAAUAUUUUACUUAUAAUUCUUUCUAUUGUGGCCUUUCUGGCCGGCCACGAACAGAAGAUGACGGGGUCGAUUACGACCCCCAUCUACACAGGGAAGUCGAGAAACCCACCAAGUAAGACAAAUAUUUUCAUUGGAAAAAGAAAUUGUAUUUUUUUUAGUAAUGCUGAAUCACUCAUUCAUCUGCUCAAAGGAUGUAUCGGGACGGGCAUUUGGGCCAUGCCAGAAGCUUUUAAGAGGUCUGGAAUGUCCUGUGGCAUCGUGUCGACGUUUCUUAUAGGCAUGCUCACUGCUUACGUUAUUAACAUUUUAAUAAAAUCUCAAUAUGCCUUGUGUAAAAGACUCAAAGUUGGACUGCUAACUUAUCCCGAGUCUAUGAGAGUCGCUUGUGAAGUUGGUCCAAAAUGUUUUCACAAUUUUGCUCCAUAUGCUCCCUUGAUGGUUGACAUCUUCCUUAUUAUCUACCAACUGGGUACCUGCUGCGUAUACGUAGUUUUUUGCAGUGCAAACGUGAAAUCGGUUGCCGAUUAUUACAUGGCCGAAGAAAAACGAAUACCACUGGAGUAUUAUAUGUUGAUGUGGUUUUUGCCGUUUUUUGGUAUCCUGUGCGUAAGAAAUUUAAAGUUGCUGGCUCCAUUCUCCUGGGUUGCAAACCUCAUAACGUUGGUUACUUUUGGAGUGGUUUGCUAUUACGUUUUUCCUGGUUUACCUGAGUUUACCAAGUAUCCUCAUUUUGGAAAAAUAGAGGACUAUCCGUUGUAUAUUGGUUCUACUCUUUUUGCCCUACAAGCUAUCGGCGUGAUAAUUGCUGUGGAAAACAAUAUGAAGAGCCCGAAAAAGUUUCUUGGUUACUUUGGAGUACUCAACAUCGGUAUAGGUAUUGUCACUGUAAUUUAUGUUGGCAUGGGUAUGAUGGGCUACUGGCAGUAUGGCGACGCAAUUAAAGCAUCGGUUACAUUAAAUUUUCCAACCAAUGAAAUGUAA
This is a messenger RNA of Brassicogethes aeneus, 2259 nucleotides long. The record is from the annotation of a GenBank genome assembly. Lineage: Eukaryota; Metazoa; Arthropoda; Insecta; Coleoptera; Nitidulidae.